Moneuplotes crassus is the source of this 3502-nucleotide messenger RNA. NCBI's taxonomy places the organism in Eukaryota, Ciliophora, Spirotrichea, Euplotida, Euplotidae. The record is from the annotation of a GenBank genome assembly.
UUUUAAUGUAUCCUCAGCAUAACUCUCGUAGUAGAGGGCAAAGGAGAACCUUUGAUGAUAAAGUAAGAGAUGGAAAAGGAAGUAAACAUAUUGGAUCAUUUGGAGAGAGCCAUACCAAAAAGAUUUCUGAAACUAAAGAGCAGGAAGAGAACUUCAAAAGAUCCCAAGACUACGAAAAUCUUAGUAAACUUGAUGAUAUGAAAAUUGAGAAGCCAGCUACCCUAGCCUCCGAUGCCGACCACAAAGUCCUCUCCCACUAUAAAGAAAUCAAACCAGCACUUCAAGAAAUCUCGCUUAAGAAUCUGCCGAACGACCUCACCCAGAGAAGAGAAAAACUUGCUGAAAUUCAAACCAAGGCAGAAGCCAACAAAAGAUUUGUAGAAGACAGUCUGGAAGAAAGCAACAAGAGAAUCAAGAAAGGGUUGGAACAUGUGAAGACAAUUGAUGAUGAGAACCUUGGGGAGCAAGAGAAGUUGGAACAGAGACUGGGAGAGCUGAGGAAGAAGAGGACUGAGUUUGAAGUGAGAAGAGUGCAGAAGUUAGGUGGAAUAGUAAAUGAACUAUAUUCAGAGCGUUCUGAGUUAGUAGCCAAGUCUAGCAAGAAAAUGGAGAAGAUUAAAAAAUCUCUCAAUGAUUUAGCAAGUGAAAUAAGUCAGAAUUUUAACAUACAAGAUCAACCAGAAACAGUGAAAUUACUUAAAGAUUCUUGAGCUGAACUCCCUCAUCUCCCCCAACUUAUUGAUCCUAAUCUAAAGAAUGUGAUAAAGACAGAACCACCUGAGGAUAUUAAGAAUUUGAUGGCUAAACUUAAAGGUUUAACAAAACAAAAGCCAUCAGAUCUCACAAUGGAAUUAAAAGCUUAUCCAAAAUUUGCAAAUGCUGAAUCAGAUCUGAUUGAAGACGCUUCGCAAAUUGAAGAAGAGAUGGUUGCUCGUAUAAACGAAGCUUUAGAAAACUUAGAUGAAGAAACUAAAGAAAUCUCAGAAUCUUCUCCUCAUAAUCUCCCGCACACCUCACCAAGUCCAAGAAAAACAAGAAUCGCUACUGACAAAUCUUUUAAACAAAGUCAACCUAAAACUACAAAGCCAUAUGGGUCUGAAUAUUCAACUGGUGGUUCUGAAUUCCCAGACGGUAGGCCCAAAAAAAUAAUACAAGAGGCCAUAUUUAGCGAUGUUGAUUUUUUCUCUAACUUAGAAACAGAUCAAAUACUUCCGGAUAAAUUGAGCAAUGCUUUUGAUGAAUUUGAAAAGAGCAUUCAGAAUGGUGUUAAGAAAGAGUUGAGUAAUAUUCAAAAAGCUCAGGAUCAAAUAAAUAUGAGUCAGAUUGAAGAGGAAAAACAUGAUCCUUCCCUUCAUAGUUCCAGCUUCAAGGCUGAAGGCAAAGAAACAAAAACAAUCCUUGAAUUUUGUAACUUGUGAGAGUUGAUGAGUAAAUAUGAUGGAUUGAUUCUAAAGAAAAAAGAAUCAGAACGAAUAAUAGAUAUUGAGAAUGCUACAUACUAUGAAGCAAACAGGAAAGAAUUCUUUAAAAGAUAUGUUGAUGACUGUGGAUUGCAUUUUUAUAUAAACUCAAGGAUAAGAGAGAGUUCUGAGAAGAGGAGAUUAAUGGCAUUAAAAGAUGAGGAUAAAGAGAUAUACAACCGAUUGAGCCAAUUAGUAAAAGAUUUAAAGAAAGCUUUUAAAAAAUUAGUGGAAAACGAAAUUUUUCAUAAUUCUCAGAAUCCUGGAUUUCAAAAUUUAUUUUCAUACAAUAAUGAAAAUAUGGAAAUUCUCCGAAGACAAUCGAAACAAAAUAUUCCUAGUGAAGCAACAAAAUUUAACCAAAUACUUUCUAAAUCAAAAACUGAAAACUCUCCUUCAAGUAUUUUACACAAAAAACCAAAGGAGUCUUCUAAAGCAACAAUCUCAGCCGCACUCACAAAAAUUUCCAACCAACUUACCCACGAAAUCUCCCUUCUAAAAUCAAACAUAUCAGAAUACAUCCAAAAAUCCCAUUCCCCACGUCCCAAAUCCCCCUCUCAUUUCCUCUCCACCCCAGAACCCGCUCACUCACCCACUCAAUCUACCAAAAUCCAAAAAACCCUCUCUAAGCUAACAGCAUGUCUCAAAACUUGCAAGCAAGGUUUUACUGAUUGCCAGGUUCAAAAGAAGGCCUUCAAUCAGUUUAUUGCUCGCAACAUGCAGAGGAAAGAGGAAGCGUAUAAGGAAGUGAAGGCUGAAUUUGAUGAACUUUAUUAUGGAGUUAAGAGUGCUAAUGAGGUUAAUGCAGGAAGACGGAGGAGUUUAGAAGAGUAUUUUAAGAGAGUUGAUCGAGUUUGUGGAGAUGUUGGAACAGUUUUAGGAGAGUUUAAGGUAACAUCCACAGCUUUAGGUCAGAAAACAGCUCAUCUUAACGACCUCACUAACAAAGUCACAAAUUUCAAUACAAAAAUAACAUCACACCACAAAAAAACAACAGCUGCAAACACCAAAAACUAUGCUCUCAUCACUUCCCUCCAAGAACACAUCAAAACUUUAAUCACUGACAAAACCUCUCUCUUCCAAAACCUUCAUUCUCUCGUUGUCAAAAUCUCCGGAACAAUUCCAGAAAACUUACUCCUUGAGUCUCCAGUUGAUAUCAAUGCUCUUCACAAGCAACUUUCCCAAGAAGAAGCCUCCCUCGCAGCUUCAGUCAAAGAACUAAAACAAGAAAUAAAACUCCAUUACAAAAAUACUGAAGAAGCCAACAAAAGAAAGAACAUAGAGAUGGAAGAAGUCAUGGUUCAGAGAGCCAAAUGUGAUUUAUUAAACUUUGUUAAUCAAGGGGUAGCCCAAGAUAUCAGAAAUUUAGAAGCACAUUUAGAAGAUUUAACAGAAAGGAAUAGACAGCAGAUGGACGAUAGUGUUCAGAUUGAUCAUUGUGGAACCAAGAUUGUUCUAAAAUUUAUCAGAGAUGUUGCUGAAGAGAGUUCAAGUGCAUUGGUACUUCCAAUGGAUGCAAACUUGAGAUUGAGUUGUUUGCCUGAUGAAUUUAGUCUUGUGAAGAGAGAAGCUGGAGAAGAGCUGAAGAAAUUUUGAAAUGACUAUAUAGAGGAGUAUGGGUCUUUGAAGAUGGGGGAUGCAGUAGUUCUUCCAUCUGGCGAUUUAAAGUUUGACAAAGUUAUCGCUGCUUAUUGCCCUGACCAUGACGAAGAGAUAGGAGACGAGAGAUCUAUCUAUUUCUUGAAAGAGGCUAUAGAAAGAGUGCUAGAUCUGUCUAGUCUUUAUCAAUUUAAUUCGAUAAUGAUUCCCUCAUUCUGCACAAGCAAGUCUAAGUUUCCAGUAGAUUUAUAUGCAAAGGUUGUAAUUAAAACUGUCAAGGAUUAUAUUGAAAAUUAUGGAAAUAUGCAAGAAAAAACAAUCACAAUUUCAUAUUCAAACUCCAAAGAUAAAUAAACACUUUCACAAGCUUAUUAAAAAGGAAGAUUUAGAGUGAAUUCAGCAAUAAUUAACUUUAGAUCUCCACAAGGAGAUCCUUCUAAAAA